AUGGCUUCUGCCUCUUCUCAACCUGUUAGGUCUAUUAGUUUACCUGCUAGAAAUCACCCAACGACUCUUAAAAUCGAAGAAACUAUUAGUAAGUUGAAAUCUCGAGGUUCUUGUUGUUCAUCAGGAGCCGAGGGGAUUCAGCUCGGUCUCCUUAACCUUGUAGAGUUAUAUGCUCACGUACAAGAUUUGAUCCCAUCUUUUUCGACCCAACAAGGGAAAUUGGUUGAAGAAGCCUUAGAAAGCUCGGUGUUGGUGCUUGAUAUGUGUAGUAAGGCUAGAGACGUAAUCUUAGGGUUCAAGCAGCAGGUUUGUGACUUACAAUCUGCGCUACGAAGAAAAGGGUAUUCGAGCUUCGAGAAGGAAAUAAGUAUGUACACGAGUUUUAGGAAGAAGUUAGCAAAAGAUGUCGGUAAAUGUCUAAAGGUGUUAAAACAAGCCGAGGGAAAAUUUGGAGUUACUGCUCCUCUGCUUAAUGGUAUUGAACCUUCUAUGGUGAAUUUGGUUAGACUUUUUAGAGAAGUUUAUAGCAUAACCGUGGUUGUUUUUAGGUCGCUUUUUACGUUUUUGUCUACUUCAACAAAGGCGAGUGGAUGGUCAUUGAUCUCGAGACUUGUCACCAAAAAUUCAGGGGCGGGUUUAAAGGAAACGAGGAUCCUUAAUGAGGUUUCUCGUGUAGAUUUAGCCCUUAAUGAUCAUACAAAAGUCGAUGUGAUGAUGGUACGAGACAGUAUUCGUGCUCUUGAUGCUAGCCUUCAAAUUCAAGAGGGGGAACUUGGGUGUCUUUAUAGAUGUUUACUGCAAAAUAGAGUAUCACUUUUGAAUAUCCUUACUCAAUGA
Amaranthus tricolor (Joseph's coat) is the source of this 837-nucleotide messenger RNA. RefSeq lists its product as uncharacterized. The transcript has a single exon. Lineage: Eukaryota; Viridiplantae; Streptophyta; Magnoliopsida; Caryophyllales; Amaranthaceae. Gene Ontology annotation, biological process: root development; shoot system development. Bases 1 to 837 code for a protein of 278 amino acids. The record is from RefSeq and is a predicted model, not a curated record.